This is a messenger RNA of Gloeophyllum trabeum ATCC 11539, 2099 nucleotides long. RefSeq lists its product as uncharacterized. The record is from RefSeq and is a predicted model, not a curated record. Lineage: Eukaryota; Fungi; Basidiomycota; Agaricomycetes; Gloeophyllales; Gloeophyllaceae. Gene Ontology annotation, cellular component: RNA polymerase II transcription regulator complex. The transcript is spliced from 4 exons. The coding region runs from base 50 to 1810 and encodes 586 amino acids. Gene Ontology annotation, molecular function: DNA-binding transcription factor activity; protein dimerization activity. Gene Ontology annotation, biological process: positive regulation of transcription by RNA polymerase II.
CGCCGUUGUCCGCAUCCGCCCCGUCGUCGUCGCCCGCGUUGCGUGAGCCAUGGCAAACGACAUGGACACCUCGCCCGCCACCGCCGCCCACAAUGACGAUAAGCCACCGGCUAAUCCGGAUCCCGUCGCCGCCGAUAAUUCCCACAAAAAACCCUUGUCUCCUGCACGACAUCCUCCGACUGGAACACUCGCUCCCCUAGAAUAUUUACAGAACCAGCGUCGGGGCUCCAUAACAGACCCGUCGUUGCAUGCUGCCAGUCCUCAUUUGCAGCCUACCGUUCCUUCAAACAGCCAGGAUCCGAAUUCUGGCUCCCCUUCUCCUGUAACUAAGUCCCGGAACAACUCUAAGGAACGGCGUCCUGCCUCUCCUUACACUUUUGGCGACGCAACCGCCAGUCGACGUCCUGAGGGAUCGCAACCCGUAAAUGAAACCUCUUGGCGGCAACCCAUGUCUGCACAGUCCGAUACUCCUGCACCUGAAGGCUCAAGCAAACCGCAAGGCGCAACCGAUAUGGAUGUCGAUCAGGGGGGAAGACAAUUGUCUCCGACGGGGAAUGGAACUGCUAACGCGGGGACGAAGCGCAAAAUGUCCUCCGAUAGAGAAGCUGCUGCAUCUGAGGGUGCCGAGAUUGAUCCUCAACUGGUCGGUCCUGGUAUGAACGUGGAUGCGGAAGGACCGGCUGCGAAGCGUAGAGGAUCUGCAUUUGAUACGCAGAGAAUAGCCCAGUUGAGCCUGAAUGACCGCCGCUAUUCUGUAGAUUCGCGGCUGCCCAGCGUGCCAGGAGAGCAGCCGCAGUGGUGGGCUAACGAAAGACGGGACUCUGCGCCAGGCGUGUUUGCGAAUAAUGUGGGAUAUGCGCCUGCUUCGGGGUUCGCCGCAGAUCCGCAUGGCCGUCCACCAGGAGGCAUGGCUACUUUCGCGUGGCCAGCCACGACGCAUCCUCCGGAACAGGCAGGACCAGCCACAGGACCUAACCCGAAUGGUUCCAAUCCAAAUAACAUGCCCGGGCCACCAAGACCUUUCGACCCAUCCGCCCCGCCCCCGCCUCCACCCCCUCCCCCACUCUCGAUGAAUUAUACUGUCACGUUCGCUUCGGACCGUAGGAUGUCCGUCCCAGACAUGACGUCCCCAGGUCCGACCACGCAAAGGGUGUUGCGGUCGAGAUCACGACCACCCUCGCGUGCUCCGGCACCGGACCCAAGCGCGGGAAGCCAGGGGCAGUCGCCGACAUCUGCGACCGAGCAACAGUCCGACUCUGGCGGUCCCGGCACCCCGACCUCUGGGUCCAAGAAGGACAGUACGCCAUACUCUCGGUCACCUGAGCUCCGCGUGUCACACAAGUUGGCCGAACGGAAACGGCGGAAGGAAAUGAAGGACCUCUUCGAUGAACUGCGAGACCAACUUCCCGCCGACCGCGGCAUGAAAGCCAGCAAAUGGGAGAUCCUCAGUAAAGCUAUUGACUUCAUAGUUCAGCUGAAGCAUGGCCAUCAGGAGAUGGCCCGUGAGAUUGAGAUGCUGCGACAUGAAGUAGAUAACAUGCGUGCAGGCAUGCCGCCUUUCGCUCCCGGAGGUCCCCCGCCAAUGGGAUACGCCCAAGGCCCUCCUCCCAUGGCCCACAACCAUUACGCCGCACCUCCUGUAUCUCAUCCGCCACAUCCCACGCACCCCCCACAACAGCCCUCACAGCCGGUGUCGCGACCUGGCUCUUCACAGAAUGCAUAUCCACCCGGUGCUGCCUCUGCAGGUCCGCCCCAGCAAAAUGGCCACGUCAACGGGCCAACGGCGAAGGCAGCAGAGACAACUGCAUGAGAUGUACUGGGUUCUACACUGUUGUAUCGAUAAGGUUGCUUCACUACCUUCCUUAUGUCUUUUCUGUUUUGGCUGCGAGGGCUUGGGCUGAAGUCUACUAUUAUUUGGUUAUGAGACCGCUCUCAAGUGGCUCCGUCCACGACAGAUUACAUUACUGAGGCCGGAGAUGCCAUUUGAUUCGCUUGUAUCAAAAGAUCAUUUUACCAACACCUUUCACGUUCUUGCCACAAAUUAUCGAGAUCUGCUAUACCCGAUGCCUCAUCGCAUGGCGUCACGCUGUAUGUCCCGU